AAAAGGAAAAAGUGCAAAAGAAGAGAAAGGAAAAGAGGGGGAAAAAAAAGAGGUAGGAAGAAAGUAAUCUCUUCUACCCCUCGGCUGCAUCUAGCACAGAAGAGUCUGAAACUUUACGUGGAGUUCUCGCCGUGUUUACCCCGCGGCGGCUGAAUCGGCAGCGCCCGGCUCCCUCGCUCCUGCGCUGUCCUUCUUGCUCCUUCUCUCUCGCACUCAUCAGCAGUCGGCAGCGAUGGAAAAAGUUGCUGGCUGGUACCCAGCCUGGCACAUUGCUCUCCUGUACUGGACAUGGCUUUUCCUCUUCACUUCUGGCUUUACUGGUGCAGAAAUAACUUGCCGAUCCUGCCGUUCCCAGGUGCAGCCGCAGCAGCAGCCGCAGCAGGGAUUACUGAUGCACUUGAGGACCGACAGAGGAGAAAAGGAGCAAAGGAGGUUCCUCGGGGAGAAGGGAGGUGAGAGAGGGCAAGAGGCCGGCACGGAGGAUGCCGGGCAGCAAGCGACCCUCGCUGCUGCUCCGGGGAUGAAAUUCAGCGGCUGGGAGACACGGCGAGUGACGAGGGAGCCAGAGAAAGUGGUCGGGGAGCGCCGUCCCCGAGCAGCGGCGGCGGCUCCGGCCGAGGACCGACCCCUGCAGGGCUCCCCCAGGGCGGGCGGCCGGCCGGGCUCGGUGCGGCGGCGCUGGGGCCGCAGCCCGCGGGGCUCCGCGGGGCCGGGGCCGGGGCCGGGCGGCGCCGCGGGGCGGGAGCCGGGGGACGGCGGCGCCGCCCGCUUCGGGCUGGAGGAGCUGCGGCUGGCCAGCACCACCUUCGCCCUGGCCGGAGACUCGGCGCACAACCAGGCCAUGGUGCACUGGUCCGGCCACAACAGCAGCGUGAUUCUAAUUCUGACAAAGCUCUAUGACUACAACCUGGGAAGCAUCACAGAGAGCUCUCUUUGGAGGUCAACAGAUUAUGGGACAACAUAUGAGAAACUGAAUGAUAAAGUUGGUCUGAAGACUAUUUUGAGCUACUUGUAUGUUUGCCCAACAAACAAACGUAAGAUUAUGCUGUUGACUGAUCCAGAAGUUGAAAGCAGCUUAUUAAUCAGUUCUGAUGAAGGAGCCACCUAUCAAAAAUACCGUCUGAACUUCUACAUCCACAGUCUGCUCUUCCACCCCAAACAGGAAGAUUGGAUCUUAGCCUACAGCCAAGAUCAGAAGUUAUUCAGUUCUGUGGAGUUUGGCAGAAGAUGGCUGCUUCUUCAUGAGGGAGUUACACCAAACAGGUUCUACUGGUCUAUGAUGGGGAAUGGAAGAGAGCCUGACCUUGUGCACCUGGAGGCAAGGACACUGGAUGGUCAUGCCCAGUACAUCACCUGCAAGAUGCAGAACUGCAGUGAAGCCACUCGCAGCAAACCCUUUCCAGGCUACAUUGACCAUAACUCCCUGAUCGUCCAGGGUGAUUAUGUCUUUGUCCAGCUGACAUCAGGAGGAAGACCACAUUAUUACGUUUCUUACAGGAGGAGCCCAUUUGCACAAAUGAAGCUGCCAAAGUACUCCUUGCCCAAGGACAUGCACGUUAUCAGCACAGAUGAGAAUCAGGUGUUUGCAGCUGUUCAAGAGUGGAACCAGAAUGACACGUACAAUCUGUACAUCUCUGACACCCGAGGGAUCUACUUCACCCUGGCCUUGGAAAAUGUCAAGAGUAGUCAAGGGCUGGAGGGGAAUGUGAUGAUUGACCUCUAUGAGGUAGCAGGGAUAAAGGGAAUGUUCUUGGCUAACAAGAAGAUUGACAACCAAGUGAAAACUUUCAUCACCUACAAUAAAGGGAGAGACUGGAGUUUGCUGCAGGCUCCACACACGGAUCUGAGGGGAAAUCCCAUUCACUGUCUCCUACCCUAUUGCUCCCUUCAUCUUCACUUGAAGGUCUCAGACAACCCCUACACCUCAGGAAACAUCGCCAGCAGAGACACUGCCCCCAGUAUUAUUGUAGCUUCAGGUAAUAUAGGCACUGAGCUAUCAGACAAUGACAUCAGCAUGUUUGUUACUUCUGAUGCCGGGAACACUUGGAGGCAGAUCUUUGAGGAAGAGCACAGUGUUCUGUACCUGGAUCAAGGUGGAGUACUCGUUGCCAUGAAACACACAUCUCUGCCUAUCAGACACCUCUGGUUAAGUUUUGAUGAAGGGAGAUCUUGGAGCAAGUACAGUUUCACAUCCCUCCCACUGUUUGUAGAUGGAGUUUUAGGGGAGCCUGGAGAGGAAACCCUCAUCAUGACUGUGUUUGGACAUUUCAGCCACCGCUCAGAGUGGCAGCUGGUGAAAGUAGACUACAAGUCCAUCUUUGAUCGGAGAUGUGCAGAAGAGGACUACAGGCCUUGGCAACUCCAUAGCCAGGGAGAAGCCUGCAUCAUGGGAGCAAAAAGGAUCUACAGGAAGCGCAAGUCAGAGAAGAAAUGCAUGCAAGGGAAAUAUGCUGGGGCUAUGACCUCAGAGCCCUGCGUGUGCACAGAGGCAGACUUUGACUGUGAUUACGGAUAUGAACGCCACAGCAAUGGCCAGUGUUUACCAGCAUUUUGGUAUAACCCAUCCUCCUUGUCAAAAGACUGCAGCCUUGGACAGAGUUACCUCAACAGCACUGGGUACCGGAAGGUUGUUUCCAACAACUGCACGGACGGGGUGCGGGAGCGCUACACGGCCAAGCCCCAGCAGUGCCCGGGCAAACCUCCCCAGGGCCUCCGCAUCGUCACGGCCGACGGCCGGCUCACGGCCGAGCAGGGCCACAACGUCACCUUCCUGGUGCAGCUGGAGGAGGGAGACCUCCAGAGAUCCCUCAUUCAGGUGGAUUUUGGAGACGGCAUCGCUGUGUCAUAUGCCAACCUCAGCUCGACAGAAGAUGGGAUCAAGCACAUCUACCAGAACGUGGGCAUAUUCCGAGUGACCGUGCUGGUGGAAAACAGCCUGGGUUCUGACAGCGCUGUUCUCUACCUGCAUGUAACGUGCCCCUUGGAACACGUCCACUUAUCUCUACCCUUUGUCACCACGAAGAACAAGGAGAUCAAUGCCACAGCAGUGCUGUGGCCAAGCCAAGUGGGAACACUUACUUAUGUCUGGUGGUUUGGGAACAACACAGAGCCACUGAUCACACUGGAAGGGAGCAUCACAUUCACAUUUUCUGUGGAAGGGAUGAACACCAUCACUGUUCAGGUCUCAGCAGGAAACACCAUUCUUCAGGACACAAAGACUAUUGCAGUGUAUGAGAAAUUUCAGUCCUUGAGGUUAUCGUUCUCUCCGAACCUUGAUGACUACAACCCAGAUAUCCCAGAGUGGAGAAGGGACAUCAGCAGAGUUGUCAAGAGAGCUCUGGUGGAGGCUACAGAUAUUUCCAGCAAGCACAUUCUGGUUGCAGUGCUCCCUGGCCUGCCCACAUCUGCUGAACUCUUCAUUUUACCAUAUCAAGAUGGCACAGGAGAAAAAAAAAGAACAGCAGCAAACCUAGAGCAGAUUUCAGAAACGCUGAUCCAGAAACUGAACCAAAACCUGGUCCAUUUUGAGUUGAAGCCAGGAGUUCGAAUCCUUGUCCAUGCUGCCCAUUUAACAGCAGCUCCCCUGGUGGAUCUCACUCCCAGUCACAGUGGUUCAGCCAUGCUGAUGCUCCUCUCUGUUGUUUUUGUGGGACUAGCUGUGUUUGUCAUCUACAAGUUCAAAAGGAAGAUUCCUGGCCUUAAUAUAUAUGCACAGAUGCAGAAUGAAAAAGAUCAAGAGAUGGUCAGUCCAGUCAGUCAGAGGGAAAGCAUACCUAAUGUCCCUCAAAGUGAGCUGAUGAGCCCUGAGCAACUAGUAGAUGAGAAGUUGGAAGUCCACCCCAUAGAGCAACCUCAGGCCACAGUCCAGAACCCAAGGAAAGGAAAUGCAACCAAGGUAGUCUGGACAGAGGACUUCCAAAAAGCUUGUGGAUCACCAAGAGAUUUCAAGCCAAGACCCAGAGCGGAAGUAUUUCCACAGCUGCUGAGCCCCAGAGCACAAAAGAAAUCCCUACCUAUGUAAAUGGUUGAAUUGAGGACACCAACAUCUGCAUCUAAAAAAUGGAGGAGAGUUCACGGCAUUUGGACUUUUUAAUUCUUCGGAUGACAAAGGGUUUUUAGCUUUAAGCCUGUGCAUGUGGACAUUAUACUGAGACCAUAGUGGAACUGCAUUGUACAGGUGUUCAAUUUUAGUGGGGGGUGGGGGGAGAGGAAUUGGUACCACUAUUCACUCCUGUGGCCCUUCCCCACACCCUUUCACUCUCUUUUUUCUGAUCUGUCUCUAAUUUGUAGAAAAUUCAUAAUGAUAUACGCCAAGAAUAUGCAUGGGGAGGUCUCUUCUUUAGGGA
This is a messenger RNA of Vidua macroura (Pin-tailed whydah), 4346 nucleotides long. It is a transcript of the gene SORCS1, whose product is annotated as sortilin related VPS10 domain containing receptor 1. NCBI's taxonomy places the organism in Eukaryota, Metazoa, Chordata, Aves, Passeriformes, Viduidae. Gene Ontology annotation, molecular function: protein binding. Gene Ontology annotation, biological process: post-Golgi vesicle-mediated transport. The record is from RefSeq and is a predicted model, not a curated record. The coding region runs from base 233 to 4021 and encodes 1262 amino acids. Gene Ontology annotation, cellular component: Golgi apparatus; membrane. The transcript has 28 exons.